CGCCAUGGAGACGUACCCGCUGCCGCACCACCAGGCGACAGUGCACCUCGCCCUGUUCCACCCAAUCCACAACGCGGCCGCGCUGCGCUCUCGCCUCGUCUCGGCGUCAACCCUCGCUCAAGAUGAAGCCGGCAACCGCGAGCGCGCCGCUGUCGACUUUGCGUUCGUUGAUGCCCGCAUGAUCACCUCGAGGCUGCACUUGCUCACGGCGGUGCAGCAGGCGCUCCUCGCCCAGGCCGACGGCGCGCUCAAGACCAAGACGCUUCAUUCCGAGGUCCUGUGGAUGCUCGAGCCGGGAACGAACAUCACCGACUCGCUCAAGCAUUUUGGUCUCUCGCCCUCGACCGCGUCGCUCGUCCUCGUCCACAUCGCGCCGUCAACGGGUCAGGCGACGGCCAAGAGCGAGCGCACGGCGGCCGAGGACGUCCUGCGGCGCAUGGCGGCAGCCGUCGAGGGCGAGGUCGUGUCGCUCGAGGCGCUCGGACGGUCAGAGGGCGGCACUCUCGACGAGAAGGCCGUUCGCAAGGUGUACAAGCUCAACCAGGACACGGCGCUCAAGGGCCUGCAGGCGGGCUCGGACGACGCGAGGGCGACGCUCGACCGCCUCGUCACGUCGUCCGUCGCGCUCAAGGUCGCCAUGUGAGGCGUGCGCCGUCCAUCAUGACCGCAGAACGGCGUCGCACGCUGUGAGCGACGGCAUCAAUGCGUGCCGGACGACGCGAGCGAGGUCAAUGAGGCCCUCGCCUUGACCGUCUAUCCUUCUUCGCGCCCAUCGACCCGACGAUCGAGCGUGUGAUGGACGACGACCGGCUCGAGCAGCCUCGCGGUCGUCUUCUUCCCGCCGACGCUCGCCAGCACGACCCUCUCGAGACUCGGCAGCGCAGGCGCGCCGUAGAGCAUCUCGACCUGUAUCUCUUUGUUUUUCUGCGG
Rhodotorula graminis WP1 is the source of this 930-nucleotide messenger RNA. RefSeq lists its product as uncharacterized. Gene Ontology annotation, cellular component: cytosol; EKC/KEOPS complex; nucleus. The transcript is spliced from 5 exons. Lineage: Eukaryota; Fungi; Basidiomycota; Microbotryomycetes; Sporidiobolales; Sporidiobolaceae. Gene Ontology annotation, biological process: tRNA threonylcarbamoyladenosine modification; telomere maintenance via recombination. The record is from RefSeq and is a predicted model, not a curated record. The coding region runs from base 5 to 643 and encodes 212 amino acids.